Messenger RNA from Schistocerca americana (American grasshopper), 14503 nucleotides. RefSeq lists its product as uncharacterized. Gene Ontology annotation, cellular component: transcription factor TFIIIC complex. NCBI's taxonomy places the organism in Eukaryota, Metazoa, Arthropoda, Insecta, Orthoptera, Acrididae. The transcript has 30 exons. Gene Ontology annotation, molecular function: protein binding. The coding region runs from base 139 to 14334 and encodes 4731 amino acids. Gene Ontology annotation, biological process: transcription by RNA polymerase III. The record is from RefSeq and is a predicted model, not a curated record.
CGAUAGUAAUGGCGUUUGUGUUUGUAUGUGAUUGUGAUGUAUAGUUUGUGAAAGUUGUUCGAGUCUGACCUGAGGUUAUUGAAUAUGUGAAUUGCACUGCAGAGCCAGUAGCACUGUGCAUUUUUCUUAAAGUGUUUCAUGGAUUCUCAGAAUAACACAUGGGAGAGUGCAAGAACAUGCAAAAACAAAGAAACAGAAAAUGUAAAAGUGUUUGUUCUUACACCUUCAGAAUUGGCAAGUAUUGGGUUAAUAACCAAAGUGGAAAAUGGUCAAGCUGUUCUGUUGCCUACAAAGAAAGGCAAUAAUGUGGAUACAUCAACCACCUUAAGCCAAAUUAUUGCAAAAAAGCAGUCUUUGACCAUCAAGGAUGUAGUUACAGCAGAAAGAUCUCAGCCUGUAAUAGGUUGUUCAUCUGCUUCAGCGUCGUCAUCUGUUCUGAGGAACCAAAAGAGAAAGGGUUUUGAUGAGCAAGAUGUUACUAUAACAGUUGUCAAGCAGAAUGACAGUAAGGCUGGAUUAAAUGUUGAAACAGCCAAAACUCAUGAGGAUGUCACUGUCACUGUUAGCAAAUUGGCUUCUACAAGUACAAGUGUGCCAAGAAGUGAUGUGAGUUCCCCUCAGGUUAAAAGAUCUUGUGGGAGUAAUGCUCAUAGAGCUACAAACCUGUCAGGUGAUGCUAACAACUCCCCACAAAUGAAAACUGCCAUUGUAAAUAACCCUCGUAAUCCUGCAACUGAACUAAGCAGUGGUGUAGAUGCUCCUCAAGUGAAAACAGCUGGUAAAAAUAACUUCUGUAUAAAUACAAAUGUGUCACGGAAAGGCGUAAUUGCCAGUCCAACGAAAACAGUUCGUAGACAUGACCCUCGUAAACCUUUAGCAGAUUUCGAUAAAUGGACACCAAAUCUUCUCAAAAGGACAUGUAAGCUUAUACCAUUGAAUAAUCAAGUGCAACCUCAGCAGACUCCACAGCAACAGACAACAUGUGCAAGUGCAGUCAGUACAGAUGAUAGUUCCACCAGAUGCUACUCAAACAACACUGUGAGAACUCGACCAAGGCCAAUGUUGUCAGGCUUUGCACAGUACUGGAUGGACUCAUUGGAGGACAUUGGCUACAUACGGUGCCCCCUGAGAGCCUGCAACUAUAUUAGUCUCUCAUACCAGGAUAUGAGUGCACACUAUGCUACAUGUGCUGGGGUAAGCAUCACUACAGAUGAUAUGUGCCCUGUGUGUCAAAAACGCCUAAAGUCAGCUGAGUGUGUUAAGCUACAUUUGAUUCGCUCACAUGGACCAAAAUCUAAGAAGCAAGAGGAAUUACAAUCAAUGUCUGCAGCAAAGAGAGUGCGUAAAGAGGAUCCACUUCCAAGAGUCCUUGUAAGAAAACGUGGUUAUUCAAAGGUGCAUAAAAUAUCUUGGACGAUAUCACUUGAACAGAAAGGAUACAUCAGAUGUCUUUUCCAAAACUGUGGAUUUCUUGCUCUCAACAUGGAAGAGAUGAUACAACAUUAUGGAAUCUGUAAUGGGAGUGGAUCUUCGGCCCACAUUCCGUGUCCAUUCUGCAGUGGACGUGUCGAAAACUUGGAUAAGCUGGACAAACACAUUUUAAUAUCUCACGCAGAAGAAUCAAAGCAAACUGGUACCGAAUAUGAGUUUAUUGAUGUUGUAGGAACACCAGAUCUUAAGCCUGUAUUUUCAGAGAAUAGCAAUGGCCAAAAGGAAAAGGAUCCACAGAAAUUGACAGUGAGUCAGCCUGAGACCCAACAGUCUUUCGCUACAAAUGCUUCAGAACUUUAUCCUCAUAAAAUGGAUCGAAGACAAAAGACUACCGAGUACAUUCUGCCAGAUACUGUUUAUGAAGAUUUUGCAGAUGGGGUUAAUAGCGUAAAAACAUUCAACAGUGUACCUACUAAGGAUGGGUCAGAUCCAUUACAAAACUUAAUAACCGUCUCAUGUGGUGAAAACAACCUCCUGGAAGAACUUGUGCCGGAGAAAGAGAAAGACCCUCCAAGCAAAAGGUCAUCAAAUUGUCAAAGUAAUAAUGAUGAGAUAGUUGGUGCUGAAGUUGAAGAAUCUAACCCAAGUCAUAUGAGUGCACAAGAGAAUAUUUCAGAGAAAGGAUUUAAUGUACACAGUAGUGAGACUGUAAUUGUCAAUGUGGAUCCAAAUGAUAUCACGGAAGCAGAAGGAAUUUCAACCAUCAGACUAUCAUUAAACAUUUCAGAUGUUACAGAAUUGGAGAAAGGAAUUCAGGUGACUCAGCACAAUGUAAAUUCAAUGCCAUCUAGUGAAGAGUCAGCUGUCAUGAAAGUAAAUACAAAAACAUCAAAUGAAGAAGAGAUACCACUCACAUCGACUGCAGUGUCUGGCUGUGAUGUUCCUGUUAUACAGACAAACACACUGAACAUAAAAAACUUGGAUAAAUCAGAUUCUGUUUUCAGUUGCAAUGCUAAUGUAACAGAUGUCAUUCGUGGAGUGAUCAGUGUAAGUGACCUCUGUAGUGGAAAUAACAAACAGGAAGUUCUUACAAAGUCAGAUGGAGACGCAAACUGUUUUAACAUUUCAAAUAUUUCGAAUGACAACACAAAUGUUACUUGUAAUGAUACAAUAUGUGCAGAUGAUCUGGAUAACAGCAGUAAAACAUGGCAGAAAACUGGCAGCAGUUGUCUGAGGCAUAUUCAGCCAAAGAUGUUAAUGCUAUCUGAUAGCUGUGAUAAAGAAAUAAUAAAACCACUGUCCAAUAUUAAUAAGCUGGGUGAAACCAUUACAUAUACUAGUGAGCAGCCAGGAUCUCAUGUUGCACCAAGUCAGCAAGAUUUAUUUACAUGUCCUCUGCCUAGUUCUCAGGGAUUACGUCAUAUUAAAAAUGUAACAAACACUAGAUCAUCUCCAAAUGUCCAACAGAGUCUGGCAUGUAGAGAUGAAGACGAUAUUGAUAUUGAUCUGCUGUCAUAUUCGGCACUGAGCAGUGGCCACACUAUUGUAUACAGUGAUCGUCAAUGGGGAAGUAAACACUCUGCAGUUUCAUCAGGUUUGAGGAGCCCCCCUCAUGAGAAGAUUAUUACAGAUAAAUCACGCUUAAAGACGUACAGCAAAAAGAAUUCGCUUUCCUCACUCACUGAACAAAGAAGGAAUCAGAAAUCACCUUGCUGUGCUGAGAGUCAAAUACUUUUUAAUAGACCAUCAGCUGUGAAUUUUGAAGAGGAUGUAUAUAUAAAUAACAGCAUUGAAGCAACUGUGGCAGCUGUCAGCUCUUCAUGUCAUAACAGCCAGUACAACAAAGGACAUGUUCCUGCGAAAGAUGGCAGCGUGCAGGAAUGUGGCAACAGUAUGCUUGAAGAGCAUCAGCCAAGUAACACAGGGCCACAGGAUAGUAGCAAAUGCUUAGGAACAGUGGCCACUGGAGCUGUGGCUGAUCAAAAGUUACUGGAUAUAGAUGUGGGCGCAUGCUCCAAUGGUGAUAAGGUGCACAUAUCAUCAGAUGUUAUACUUAGCCAAGAAACAGAUGUGCAUGGUGACUCAUUAAAUGGAACUGCUACAUCAUCUGACCAUUUGUCUCCCAAUCUCCAUAAUUCUGCUGUGGUGGAAGAAAAAGAAAAUUUCCAUUGUGUUAAACUUAUCGAUCAGCCUGUGACUGCCAGUGUAUCCUCUGAGGUUCAGAAAUGUGUUGGCAAAGCUAACACAUCAAAGCAAAACAGUGAGAUUAGUGCAUCUUCUGUGUCUGAAAGAUCUUUCGUGGACUCAUCAGCUAAAAGUAUUUGUGAUGACAACGAAGGCAUCAACAAAGAGCCUUUUUCCAAUGUGCAGAUGAAUGUAUAUGACCUUGAAUCCUCAAAGGAAGAACAAAAUGAAUUGACUACAAAGCCGUCCAUAGCUAAUUUUGUACAAGAAAUGAACAUUGAUUACAUCAGUUCUGAAGCAGAUAAAUUCAUUAUAGAAGAUGAAAGUCUUUCAAUGUAUUUGAAUAACUCUGAUGAGUUCCAAGAAAAAAAUUUAUUGGAAAACGAUACUGUCUUAAUGCCAAUAGGAAGUUGUGAUCAUAAUCGAGACACUGUGACGUCAGGUACCUCCUCCCCCAUAGGGGUUGAAACUGCUAUAAUAAAAGAAAAAGGUGAAAGCAUUCCCUUGCAAAAUACUGGCAGUUGUGGUAUGGUUAGUACUGAAAAAAGUGAAACAAUUACUUUAAUGCCAGUUAGUUAUCGUAAGACACAGACAACUACUGAAACUAAAGUGCCUGCACAACCUGUUGGAAGUAAUAUGCAAACCAAAGAUGAUGAUAGGCACUCAUCAGAUAAUGGUAAUAGAAGUGUGGCUAUCUCAUCAAUUGAUGAACAGAUUAUGGUUUUCUCUUCAUCAACAAAUGUGACUGAUGUGGCAGUUGACAGCUCUUGCCUCACUGUAGCAUCUAUGAUCGAUGAUGGUAUAAAGGAGAGUGUUAAGACACUGUGUGAAAAGCAGUUCCAGGAAGAACGUGAAGUAUCUAUAGCUAUUAAUACUACAGAUGAAAUUUUGAAUGUGGAUGAUGCUUCCUGCACUUUAUGCAUGGAAGAACAAGAAAGCAGUGUCCCUAUUGUAAUGAGCACACAAAAAGGUUUCAGAAAUGAUUUGGCAGAACAUUAUGAUAGAAGGAAGGAGUAUAAUUCCAACAACAAUUGUUUCAACAUAAGAAGUGAGGAUUUGGUAGUUUCUAAUGAUGACCUUGCUAUGUUAAACAGUACCAAGGAAGAACCCAGUACACAUUCCGUUUGUGGUGUGUCACUCACAGAUACUGAAAAUACAGUUCAGCCUCAGCAGUGUGGAGAGGUGUGUAGUAUCUACCCACACAACAAUAAAGGUGAAUGUGUUAUGGUCCAAAUGGGCAGAGAUGAGCUUGUAAGAAAAGUUAAAGAUGAACCAAGUGAAAAGAUUAUACAAACUUAUGGAGAAUUAGAUGUUCACUGUGAGAAAAAUGCUGUUCUUCGUGUAAGAGAAGCCAGAGUCACUCUUGAUGAAAUGGAAACGAAAAAUGAUGUACCUCCUGAAUGUUUAUUGAAACCUGAUGUACCAGUUUCUUAUCAGGAAAGGAAAACAGCUACAUCAGGUACAUCACUAAUCGAAAAAUGUAUAAGUGAAACUAAAAGCAUGAAUAACAGUGAACUGAGUCCUGAUAAAAACAUAACUAAUGAUGAUAAACCAGGGAAAACUACAAAUAUUCCAGUGUUUGAGUUACAUUUAUCCAGAGAUAGCAAUGAAAGAAAAGUAAAAGAUGAACCAUAUGAAAAGAGGAUAGAAACACAUAAAGUCCCCCAUGAGAGUAAUUCAUCCUCUCAUGUAAAAGAAACCACAAUCAAUGUUGAUAUGGAAAUAAAAAAUGCUAUACCUACUGAAUGCUUAUUUAAACCUGAUCUACCAUUUUCUGAUGAGGAAAGAAAAACUGCUAUAUUAAAUACAUCAUUAAUUGAAGAAUGUGAAAAUGAAACUAAAGGUGUAAAGAGCAAUGUAACCAUAGCUAAUGAUGAUAAACCAGGGAAGUCUACAAAUAUUCCAAUGUUUGAGGUACAUUUAUCCAGAGAUAGUAAUGAAAGAAAAGUAAAAGACAUACCACAUGAAAAGAGGAUAGAAGCAGAUGAAGUCCCCUGUGAGAGCAAUUCAUCACCUCAUGCAAGAGAAACCACAACCAAUGUUGAUAUGGAAAUUAAAAAAGCUGUAUUUACUGAAUGCUUCUGUAAAGCUGACAUUCCAGUACCUAAUCAGGAAAGAAAAGCAACUACAUUAGAACCAUCAUCAACUGAAAAGUGUGAAAGUGAAACCAAAGGUGUAAAGUGCAGUGGACUGAAUCCUGGUGUAAGUGUAGCUAAUGGUGAUAAACCAGGGAAGACUACAAACAUCCCAGUGUUUGAGGUACAUUUAUCUAGAGAUAGUAAUAAAAGAAAAGUAAAAGAUGAACCAAAUGAAAAGAGGAUAGAAGCACAGGAAGUCCCCUGUGAGAGCAAUUCAUCCUCUCACGUAAGCAAAACCUUAAUCACUGUUGAUAUGGAGAUGAAAAAUACUGUACCUGCCGAAUGCAUAUUUAAACCUGAUCUAACAAUUUCUGAUCAGGAAAGAAAAACAACUGUAUUAGAUACAUCAUUAAUUGAAGAGCGUGAAAAUGAAACUAAAGGUGUAAAGGGAAAUGUAAUUGUUGCUAAGACUACAAAUAUUUCAGUGUGUGAGGUACAUUUAUCUAGAGAUAGUAAUGAAAAAAAUGUAGAAGAUGAACCAAAUGGAAAGAGGCUAGAAGCACAUGAAGUCCCCUGUGAGAGCAAUUCAUCCUCUCUUGUAAAAGAUACCACAGUCAGUACUGAUAUGCAAAUGAAAAAUGCUGUACCUACUGAAUGCUUGUUGAAAACUAACCUACUAGUUUCUAAUCAGGAAAGAAAAACAAGUGUAUUAGACACAUCAUCAGUUGAAGAGAAUGAAGAGUGUGAAACUAAAGGUGCAAAGAGCAAUGGACUGAACCCUGAUGUUAUUGUAGCUAAAGAUGAUAAACCACGGAAGACUACAAAUAUUCUAAUGUCUGAGGUACAUUUGUCCAGAGAUAAUAAUGAAAGGGAAGUAAAAGACGAACUAAGUGAAAAGAGGAUAGAAACAAAUGAAAUUCCCUGUGAGAGCAGUUCAUCCAGUCAUGGAAGAGAAACCAUAAUCAUUGUUGAUAUGGAAAUGAAAAAGUCUGUUUGUACUGAAUGUUCAGUAAAGCCUGUUCUACCACUUUGUAAUCAUGUGAGUAAUGCUACAGCACCAGCUACCUCAUCAGCCAAAGACUGUAAGGUUGAAACUGAAGAUGCUACGAGCAGUCAACUGCAUGCUAAUGCAGUCAUUGCUAAUGAUGUUAAACUGGAGAAGUCUGCAAAUACCCCUAUGUCUGAGUUAUGUUUAUCCAGAAAUAAUAAUGGUAUGAACAGUAUUUCUGUAAAGGAUGAGGAUUGCACCGAAAUUCCAUCAGAUCCUGCAAUGAAGGAAAAGGACUGUGAAGAUAAAAAUUUGGGAAACUGGAAAGCUGAAGAUGUGACAGUUAUGGAUGAAAAUGAAGCCAGUCACCCUCAACAGUCAGAUUUUUCACAGUGCUUGGUUUGCAUUACCUCUUCUCAAGAUACGGAAUAUAGAUCAACUACAGCGCAUUCGAACACAAGCAGGCAACAGUUGAUUACUGACACUGCAAUGUCAGAAAGUGGAGAAGAUAAAACCUUCCACUUAGAUAAUGACAAAAAACUGCCUGAAGAUGGAAAUCCAUCAGAUGCUGAAGCGGUAUCAAGCUAUGAAAAUACCAUGCCUAUAAAGAGCACACUGUCAUCUAUAACAUCGAAAGAGAUGUCUGCAGAUUCAUCAGGUUGUAAUUCUUAUGUUUUGGAAACCUCCAACAGUAUGGAUACUUCUCAGGGAUCCAUUGUAAAACCUGUACCUAUGGUUUCAGUAUGUAUCACUUCCUGCACCCAGCAAUUAGAUGAUGAAAGUGUUAUAGAUAAAGACAAAACAGAGGCUAUUUCUAGUGAAGAGAGUAGAGCUGCUCAUAAUGCAAGUUCUAGUAGCAUGCCACCUGUCAGAAAUCUUUUGAGCUACCAAGACAAUUUGAAUGACAAGUUUGAACAGCCUACAGGCAAUACUAUAACACUGGAAGAAAACAAUCCUGGCAAAGAUGUUAAUCGAUCAGUACAUCUGUGCAACGGUUUAGCUGUAGACAUAGAUAAAAGGAUAUCUGCUGCUUCAUCUUUUGAUCCAUCACAAAUGUCAGAACAUGCAGAUAGCGAAACAAAUGUGUUGAAUUGUAAAGGUGUGUUAUCUGUUGACAAUGAAGUGGCAACAAGUAGAGAAUUAAAAUCUGAUAAUCUCUGCGGAAAUGGUUACUUGUGUGAUAAAGAAAUCCCAGCUACUGGUAACCGUCCUGCUUCAGAGUCAGAUGCUAAAAGUAAAGAAUAUGAGAAUAUGCAGAAUUUGCUCUUGCAAAGAGAAUAUGAGGAUAAAAUGGCAACUGCAGAUGGCGGGUCCAAUGAAAAAAUAAAUUUUGAUGAAAAGUCACAAAAUCCAGUAAAAGUGUUAAGCAUGUCAGACCCAGUUAACGAUACAGUAACAUGUACAACCAGUCAGAAAGUUAAUAGCCAUCCUGUGGCCACAGAAAGUAUGAAGACUGAUUUGAAACUGAAUGCAGGAUCUGAUGUGACAGUUUGUAAUGCUACUGUACUUGAUAGUACCCCUGAAGAUGUUAAAAAUUUAAGUUCUCCAAAUUCUAGUGAAGAAAAUAUAGAGAACGUUAACUCUACAGGGAUCUCAACUUCUCCAACAUUGUUGGGAAAAACUGGCCACUUAACCGUUUCAUCUUGUGAAACUGGAGAAUGUGGCACAAGUCUACUUCAGGUGGAUGAAAAGUCAAAUUCAGAAGAAGUGGGUGAUGUUUUUAAAAAUACCAGCUCACUUCUUUCAGCAUCUAAGAUUUGCAGGAAAAGGAAAAAUAGUGAUUGUACAAAUACAGAGAAUAGUAAUUCAAAGAUCCAAGUUUUAGAGCUCGACAGUGACAAAUUGACUAUUCCCAGUUGCAUAAAAGCAACAGUGGAGGCAGCACAAUGCCACUCUGGUUCAGAUAAAAGCCACAAUGAAAACGUUUUCACAGAAGAUUUUAACUGUUCUCUAGAAAGGAAGCUUCAGCUGCCAGGUGAUGUAUCAGAUUCAUAUGAAACAUCUGCAGCAGGCAAGUCUGAGAACAUAGAGGAGACGUCUGGUCAUUUGAAAACCUCUGCUACUGACGACAAUGGUACACUUCAUUGUCAUGAAUAUUCAAAAUUUAGGGUGAGUCAAAAUGUAACUGAAUCACAAGGUAAUAGUCAGAAUGAUGAACUGCUUAAAAACAGCAGUGUUGGAGCAUCAGAAGUGACCAAGUCAAAUAAUAACCACAUCAGUCAUAAUAAUCAUAACAAUACAGUUGGUGCAGCAAUAAUAAAGAGCAAGGAUGGUACACAAUCAGAUGCUGAUGUACACAGUGUGGUUUGUGGCCAGAAGAGAAAAACCAGCCAACGUGAGUUGUGUUUGCCAGAAAGCAAUGCUGAAAUGCCAUUGGAGAAGAAGAAGUAUAUUCCUUCUCCCACACAAAAAACUGGAUGUCCAGAACGGUCAGAGGGAAUCUUGGAAAGUGUUUCACUUUGUUCCAACAAAGAAAAGGCAGAAUUGUCCAUUGCAAAGUGUGUUUAUAACACACGGCAUAAAGGAACACUACACACUGUUCUAAAAUUAGAUCAAGCUUCUGGGUUUUGUUCCCCACUUAUUGGUAGAGGUAGGGGGAGAGGCAGAGGUAGAGGAACAGUGAAGGAAGGGAUAGUGGGGCAAGGUGAGGGCUCUCCCCUGUGUGGCCAAGGGAGAGAGAGGAAGGAAGAGCUGAUGGGGAAAGGGAGAGGCAGAGGCAGGGGAAGAGGACGAGGACAAGGAUAUGGGAAAGGAGAGGUGACAGAUAGCUGCAGCCAGAUGCUAGACAGUGGUCUCACACUGCUUGAUAAAGAUGCUUCUUGUCCUGCUCUUGUGAAAACUGAAUCAGUAGGAACUGAAAAUGAAGGCAAUAUUAUCACUGGUUCAGAUAUUGCAAGUAGUUGCAAUGAGCCCAGUGGAACUGUGCCAGCUGCAAAAAGAAAGAGGGGCAGAGCAAGUGUAAAAAUCUGGCCUGCAGAGAUGACGGGGAUUGACGAUAGUGUACAUGAAGAAAAGAAAGACAGUGGCUCUUUGAGUUUCAUUACUCCAUCUCGUGAUCUCGAUACUAAUAUCAGAUUAUCCUCAAGUGCUGGCAAAGCAGAUGUAAAUGACCCUGAGGAAAAUGAUAAAGUUAAAAUCAGAGAAGGUGAGCAGAGCAAUGGAUGCAAGAAUAUUCACUCAGAUUUUGAAGAUGAGUCAUUUUCAAAAGAAAAUGAAGGAGAAGUAAUGUCUAACUACAGAAGAGCUAAUGGUAAACGAGGUAGUACAAGAAAAGAUCAAAUUAUGACUAGUAAUGACAGUAUAAUCAGCAGUGAAGAUAAACAAAGUAAAGAAAGGAACACAAGUGAUGAUACCUUUGAAGAUGAGGAAUAUUCCCCACAGCAUAGGAGAAGAGGUAAAACAGACAUGAGAAGAGCUAGUAUCAGCAAAAUUCCCAACAAUCAAGAUGGGAAGAGCCACGAAGACAGCAUAAUAAAUGAAAGCAAUUCAGUAACGCCAAGAGAGGACAAUCAGAACAGUGGAUAUAAAAAUAUUAAUUCAAACAUGGAAGAUGAGCCAUUACCAAAACAAAAUGAUGGAAUGAUAAUAACAAGCCUAAGAAGAAAACGCGGGAGACCUAGAAAGGAUAAAAUAAUAGUUAGUAAUGACAGUAUGUUCUGCAGUGAAGGUGAACAAAGUGAUAAGGACAACUCAGUCAAUUAUACCAUUGAAGAUGAUGAAUAUUCACCACAACGUCGAAGAAGAGGAAAAGCAGAAGCAAAAAGAGCUAGUGUUGAAGGAAGCAUAGAAACAAGCUUAAGAAGAGGCAGUGGAAGACGAGGGAGACCAAGAAAGGAUAAAAUGAUGGCAGGUAAUGACAGUAUGUUCAGUAACGAAGAUGAACAGAGUGGUGAAGACAACACAAUUGAUGACAUAUUUGAAGAUGAUGAAUAUUUACCACAGCCUAGAAUGAAAGGAAAAAGAGAAUGUAGGAGAACUAGUGCCAGAGUGUCCAGCAGUCAAGGGGGGGAGAGCCACGAAGACAGUACGACAAAUGAGAGCAUUGAAGGUAAAAGAAGAGGCACGAGACAGGGACAAAGAGGGAUGGUGGCGACACCUAGCACUAGUAAAACAUCUGGUAAUGACAGUAACGAAGAUGAUCAGAGUCGUGAAGAUAGCUGUGAGGACAAUGACUAUUCACCGCAUCAAAGAAGAACAGGUAAUGCGCGAAGAAAGACAUGGACAGGAGGAGGAAGGGGGAGGGGGAGGGGAAGAGGAAGAGGAAGAGGAAGAGGAAGAGGAAGAGGCAGAGGCAGAGGCGGCAUAUGUAGCAGCGGAGGACAUGGAACGCAGUUUACUGGAGAAGAUGCUACUGAAAUUCAGGUCAAGUGUGUAAAAUGCCCGGAAGAGGAGCUAACCAACUGGACAUUUGAGUCACAUAAUUACCAAAAGCAUAAUGGGCUCUCAUGGAUAGAGGGCCAAGAACCAAUUGACAUGAAAGAUGAAAAAGUUGUUCAAAAAAUACUUCUUAAGGUCCGCAAGCAAGGAAAGAAGUGGUUCACCUGUGAAAAGUGUGAUGUUGCAAAGAAGAGUGUUGUUGGAUUUUAUAGCCACAUGCAGUUCUGCCAGAAGACCUCGGAGGAACGUGAAUCUAUGAAAGAGCAGUGCCCAUUUUGUGAGAGAUAUUUAAUUCCUACAAGUUUGAAGGUCCAUUUGCAGCUACACAGGUCUGAACAAGAAAGGCAGCAACAACAGGAAGAAAUAAUCGCUUUCAACAUGGAACCUGGAAAACGCAAACGAGCUGCAGCUGAAAAAGCAACCACUCUCAUGCAAGAAUUCAUGAAGGGAGGUGAAGAUGAUGAACCACCUGGGGAGCAGAAAGCUGACAAGGAUGAAUUGUUCGAACGACUUGGUUACACAAAGCCAACCAAUUCCCUUGUUGGAAGGUGGAAGAUGAAAAUAAAACGGAACGGGAAAAUAAACUGCAACAACCCUAGCUGUCUGUUUGAAACAUCUGAACUUAGCAGUAUGCAAGAGCACUACUCAAGCUGCCCAAAGGCACUACGCAAGGGUUAUUUAUGUAAGCUGUGUGAUCAUCAUUGUAAUGAAGAAUCUGAGAUACAUGAACAUUUGAAACAACAUGAAACCUCUAAUCCAGCAGAAGAAACAGACUCCAGUGGAGAUGAUGAAGAUGAUGACGAUGGUGAAGUAUUUCAUGAACGAACUGGUCAAUUAACUAGCCUAAGAGUUGGAAAACCGAGGAAACUGAGAUACAAGAUAGCUAACAAAAUGAGUUUUCUGGCAAGAGAAACAAGUGGAACUGUGAUCGGGGAUCGUAUCUAUGGUCCAGCCUUGAGGUGGACGGCCAAGUUCCAGACACAACAUUACAAGGAUAGUCUCUUCCCAUCAUAUCACACGUCAUUAGAAGACUGGACUGCAAUAGAAGACUCACUCGUACACGAGUAUUUGCCUGCUGCUAAAGAAAGUAUGAUGAUUAGUCAGUUGACUAUGAGAAAGGAAGUGGUUGAUGUAGAGACACAAAAUUUGGAGUGGAGAAAGUACAGUUUAUUUGAGGCAACUGUUAAAGAUGAUGCAGUGACAAUGUUUGUUGGAGGACCGGUAUGGGCAAUGGCUUGGUGCCCAUUGCCCUUGAGACUAUCACUACAAGCAGAUCCACAAAAUACAAAACAGUAUCUUGCCGUAACAUGUCAUAGAAAUAUGGAGGACCAGUAUAGUGUGUCACGGUCAUACGAUGGACCGGGGAUUAUACAAAUAUGGUGUUUUGAGGAACUUGACAGUUUAAAGUCACCCCCAAUUCCGUCACUUACUCUUGCGAUAGCGCACAAUUAUGGAGCAAUUUGGUGUAUGGAAUGGUGCCCCUCAGGUUGUUAUGAAAGGAACGGAUGUGAAACGGAAGAGAAACACCUGCAACGUUUAGGCCUGCUGGCAGCUGCCUGCUCAGAUGGUUGUGUACACAUCUUCUCAGUUUGUCAUCCUGAUGAACUGAGAGGAUGCGGAUGUGGCAGGUACCCAGUCUUCAAGACAGAACCUGUUGUGUCACUAAUUCUGGAAGAGGAGGCAGAUAUAAAGCUUGGUGGUACAGACUGGCAAUGUCUUCGUUUGUCAUGGAGUAAAAUAAAAAAUCACAGAAUAAUUGCAGGCAGUUUUUCUAAUGGCAUGGUGGCUUUAUGGGAUAUUGAAUCAUCAUCAAGGUUAUUGUACAAAAUGCGUGGAAAGAGGAAACUAAUAUAUCCAUAUCACACAUUUCAGCCGCAUGGUGGACCUGUCACAGCUCUUGCAAUGUACCCACUGAAUGAGCGAUUUUUAAUGACUGGUUCAUAUGACAGAACUUGUAAAUUCUGGGAUACACAUGACACUGCAGAACCCAUCACUUCAACAUUCAAGGGGCUGGUGACGGAUGGAAUUUGGCUCACACAUUGGCCAUCAGCUGUCAGUGCAUAUGAUGAUGUUUACUCACGGUGCCACACCAACUCUACAGUGAUGCCAGUGCGCAACUUUGGGUACAGCGGCUAUCCUGUGAUGGCACAGAACUCUGUUGCUUGGACCCUUUCAUCAUCAGAUUGGGUGAAUUCUGUUGCACAAGGAACUUCUGCAGGAGAACUGUCAGCCAUUUUUCUGCAUCAGCUAUUAAUUGGUGUUGAUACAGAGAAGGGCAUGAAGAACAAACGAAUGAUUCUGAGUUACGCAGAGCUUAUUAAUUUCAAAGAAUCUUCUUCCACAUCUGAACUGUCUGGAAGUGCUGGGAAAGAUGAAAAGAAGGAACUCGUGCCAUCUGAGACUGUGGAGCAACAGGCAUCAGCAUCCAAGUCCACGACCGGUGGUGUCCCUAGCUUAGUAUCAUUGAAUUCUCAGGUUUCUUCCGGUAUUGAUUCAGGAAAAAAUUUAGAAACUGUUAAUGUUGCCAGUGGCACACAUUCAGAAAAGGCAUGUGGAUCUAGCAAUGAAAGGGAGGUGGAUGAAUUAUUACCCAUUGAAAUCAGAGAUGAUAACAAAAGUGUGAAUGACCCUGUUUCAACUGCUAAAGAAGAGGAAGGACUGGACGAGAGUCAACAAAUAAAUGACAGUGUCAGUGUGAGCGAAAACUCAAGUGAUCUGAAAUAUCUGCUGAAGACUGAACAAUAUUCUGAAGAUGUAACAUGCACAAGCUUCAGUUCUGUAAGGGAUUGCGAGAUAGAUGUGUCAACGUGCGAUGACAGUCAGAGCGUUCUGUCUUCACAGGUGAACUCACCCACAUCUAGCCAAGCCUCUGAUGCCAACAAGCAGUGCAAGAAGAAAGAAGUUAGGAGUGAGCAGAAUGACUCAAAGCAGGCAGAGGGGAAAGCACAAGAAACUUUGGUAUUGAAGCCUAGAACUUACAAUGAUGUCGAAAAAAGCUUAGGAAUUGUUUUGUGUGAUUUUCCAACGGAUGAUUUUUCACAAAUGCCACAGGAAGCCAGACGUUGGAUGCGGCAGUCUGAUCAAAUGAGAAUAUUUCCAACUGAAAUGUACCCAGCAAUAUCCAUUAAUCGAGUUGCUUGGAAUCCAAACUUCAGAAGUUUCUUUUGGAUAGCAAGUGGUUACCAAAGUGGUUUAGUUCGGCUAAAGUGUGUCUCAGCAAUGUAUAACAAAGAUGUUGCAAGAAAUGUGCUCAUGAUCAGAGAUGCAUACAGCUAAUAUAUGCAUAUUUUGUUUUUUGUAUAUAUGUUUGUAUGUUGGUUAUCUUUUCUGAGCAUUUUAAUAAGCAUUUUUGUUUAAGACAGUACCUGUGAAGCAUUUAUAUUUAUUUAUGGACUACAUGUUGUCAAAUGGAUGUAUGAUUUUUAUAAAAAAUAUUUACAACUCA